UAACGGGUGGUUUGUGUUUUAGGAAUUGAUGGCACUUGAAGAGCAUAUGGGAGAUGCAAGCACCGGAUUGAAGAAGAAAGUUAUUUCUACACUUCUGAAGCAGCACAAGUAUCAUCAAUCGAUCAACAUGAACGAUAGCAAUGACUCCUGCUGUAUAUGCUUGGAUACUUUUGGCGUCGGGGACAAUCUUGGACAACUUGACUGUGGCCAUGAAUUCCAUUAUGAUUGCAUCAGAAAGUGGCUGAGGGGCAAGAAUUGUUGUCCUAUUUGCAAAAGGACUGCUUUGACACCAUGAGAUAGUAGCUCAUGGUUCUCGUUG
This is a messenger RNA of Nicotiana tabacum (common tobacco), 319 nucleotides long. NCBI's taxonomy places the organism in Eukaryota, Viridiplantae, Streptophyta, Magnoliopsida, Solanales, Solanaceae. The record is from RefSeq and is a predicted model, not a curated record.